CGCACCAUGUACACAAUGCUAUUUACACCCAUAUCCUGACUUUCAGAAGUGCCAUUCUAGUAGAAUGAUACAUUCGCUCUUUUCAUCACCACCAUCUGCUGUGUUCGGCAGCAUAGCCAUAUGGGCGUUGCCGUCGCCGUAGCAGUCCACAGCCAUGGCUCUCAGACGACCUGAGCGGGUUUAUUUGGACGGUGAGAGCGAGAAUGCCAGCGAUGUCUCAACCUCAUCGCAAGGAACUCAAUCCACCCAUCCGCAAACCUUGCCAUCAAUCCGACCGCAAGGCAGGCCCGUCCAUGUAGUAUCCUUCACCAGAUCAUCAGAUGGCGGCUACUCCAGAGAUGAACGGAAUCCCCAGGCCUCGACGCCGAGACACUCUCUACCGACAAGACACUGUUCCACCAGUGGACCUUCCGAUGUAUAUCCUUUCGCGACCGACUUCGGCCCAAGAACAUUGGCAGAAUUUCUGCGGCAAGAGAUAGACAAGCUGAAACUACUUCUCGCAUCAUCCAGAGCAAAGGGCAAAGGAAAGGGGGCAGAACAAGCUGGUAUUUCUGCUUCGGCGGAUACCAACUGCAACAGUUAUCCUCGCGGCAUGUACUCCACGGCGGAACACGAGGCAGCCGUGAACGCUCCUACCACGUCUGACUUGCCAAAAGCCGCCGACCUUUCUUUGCAAGCAGCCACUGACUGGGCAUACGAGGAAGAGCCAUAUGGCACGAGAAACGUGGGUAUACUCCACGGUGGACACGAUGGAUUGCCUUCUGUUGGUAUUCUGCCGGCAUCUGGUCAGUCCCUCCUUUCGACUACUCGGCAAAUGAGCACUCUCUUGAAUACUCGUCGACGUCGAUCGGUACGACUAGCCAGAAUGGGCCCGAGUCCGGAUGCCGGCGAGGUCGGGGGUACCUCCUCCGAACCUGAUGCCAGAUCUCAGGUCGACCAGAACUCGGUCAAGGAGAACUUGUCGCCAUCCAGUAUGCCUAGCCCCAGUAUGCCACCAGCUGUUCAAAGCAAAGCCAGUGGCAGUAGCAAUCAAGGUCUGCCUACAGCCUCUCUCGUGACUGGCACCGAUUCGUCCAGGAGGACUAAGUUUGAAGAGCACACCAGAGCCAAAAGACAGCUUGUUAGGAACACGACUACUGCGGCACUGGCUAAUACUCGAGCCAUCACUAGACAUAUACCCACCAGGCUUCGGCCGAGAUGGAUCCUUGAUAGCCCCGCGACUUCCACUUCACUCCCCGAUGCCCCUGAGAGUGGAAGCUCGUCCAAUCCUGAUGGUGUUGACCGGCUUUCGCAGCCAGCUUUGCCUUCUUUUGGAGGCAUCGGUGGACCGCGGCGGCGAUCAAGUCACUUUUCCCCUCCGAAAUCGAUUCGGUCCAAAAACAUUGAGCCACAGGAGCAGCGUCUCCGGAACGCAGAAACAAGUAGCCAGGGUCAUCUGCUAGCCAACUAUGAAGUAUCAGAUCUCGUCGAGGGCUUCUUUUCGGGCAUGCGUAGUUCUAGGGAUGCUUCCUCGGCAGGAGCACUGACCACUGGCGCGCCACUAGAGGACGACACUGAAGCCCAUCCGGGUCUGUCUCGUUUCGUCUACCAGGAUAUUGUUCCGGAACAGCUUCCUGACGAUGAGAAGAGAGAUUUCUUCCGUGCUGUACAGGAAGUCACCGGUUCAGCAGAUUUGAGGCAGCUGCUCAUGGCAUACGACUUGGGCAUCUCGAUUAGAGAAUUCGCUCGCAUUUCGUCAGUGGACAACGCUGAGUUCCUAGCCCAGACACCUCGGCCUUCAUCUUUAACAUCUUCGUCUACAGCUGAUGAAGACGCCACCGGCCUGAAACAGGAAACCAAGAAACAGUGGUCUAGUCUCAUUGACCUCAACGAUGAUCAUUGGAUGGACAUCGCAGCAUACCUAUCUUCCCAGGAUAUCAAGAACGUCCGACUCGUCAACCGGUCACUUAGCCAGGUCUUGGAUCCCAUCCUGUUUCGCAAUGUGGUAAUCGACUUUGGCAAAUCCUUUUUCGAUGUUGAUAAUACCGGAUGGGACAGCAGGUCUGGGCGGCCUCCGUCAAAUUCCAUGCUAAAGAGACAUGGGGGGGACAUCAACCAGUUUGGCAUCGCAUUCGAAUAUGACCUGGCCGGACUCACAAAUGCAAAGGAGAAAAUCAUAGAAAGAGAGCAGGUUGCAUGGUUUGGCAAAUUCACAUGGCCGACAGAAAACUAUCCCCGAUACCCAACCCUGCAAGCUCUAGAGGAUUUGGUCGACCACAACCGUCCGCUGCUUCGAGAGGCUUUCAAAUACGUAACCAAGGCCUCGGAACUUGGAUUGUGUAUCGACAGCGGACAUGGCUGGAUUGAAGGACCCGACAUCUCCGACCUUGCUCUGUACAACCGACGCACCAAGAAAGGAAGCAAAGUGUUCGGCAAGACCUUCAUCAAUGAAGACAGCUGGACGACUCUAGCUCGAAACCAGUAUUUCAAAUGGGCUCAGCAAAACACCAUCAACGAAACCAUAAAACGUCUGAAAGAACGUGCUUCCAGAAUCCUUCCGGACGCAGUUUCGUCUGACAUAGGAUAUGCUGCGGAUGAGAUCCAGUUCUUGGAAAACCUGAAAGCUCGUGAUAUUGAAAGCUUUCGAAUGCAACGAACCCAGCUUGACACUCGUCCCGAGGCGCACAUUGGUGGCUUUGCAUUCGAUCAGUCUACAGAGGACGAGUACUAUGCUGGAGUCGGUACGAUGGAUCGAGCUCCUCAGUCGAAUGACCAUGAGGCACAAUGGCCAUUGAUCUUUGGUGGUUAUAAUCUUGCCGCCGAGGCUGGAGGCCACAACAGACCCAUAUUCGACAAAACUGCGAAUCCCGCUUGCUCCCCAUUGCUUCCUGGCGCGUUGACCGAAUCACAAGCUCAGUGGUUGAUGGAAACCGUCUGGGCGCAGCGCGCCUUCUUGUCUGCCUAUACCACAGCCAUCAUCACCAACAAACAGAACUUUACGACCAUUAACACCCUCAGAAUUAGUAAAUUGUCCUCCGGCCUCCUACCAUCUCUGGAACAACGGGAAUUUUGGAAAUCUCUUCCUCGAUUGAAAGACUUGCAAAUAUUGAUCAGCCCCGAUUGGCGAAAAGAACAUGUCAUUGGUGAUCGAGCUUAUGCUAAGAACAUGCUCAUAUCCCCUGCGACAGCCGCCAAGAGAUUUACCCGGUUCCUGCGCUUGUACGUUACCAAGAUCGAGAGUCUUCACAAACUGACAAUCGGCUAUGUUGGAGGAGGAGAACAUGCUGUCGGGAUGUGUGCUCGCAAUCAGCAUGUUUUGCCUGCGCCGAUCGUUGAUGAUCCUAUGGAUUGGCUUCACCUUCCUGAUCGGCCUAUUUCCAUCACCAAAUUUGACCAUGUUCGUGACCUCAAAUUCGAAAAUUGUUGGUUUACGCCCUGGAUGUUGAGAGAAUUCAUGAACAAGAGUAAAGACAUCAGUCUUCACUCGCUCACUCUCGAAUCUGUCAGCAUGACCGCCUUGCACAAUGCUAGUCUCGAUCGCCAGUUGUAUGCGCACGGUCCCAAUCAGCGGUGUCUCUUUCCACCGACUUCAUGGCUUCGUGAGACUCUUCCGAACAGUGCUGCCUGGUGUCAGGUUCUAGACGAUAUCACCCCUGGUGCCACACUGGACGACCGCAAGUGGGAUGCCGGACUGGUUGACGACGAGUUUGAGCCGAGACCCGGUCGAUCUUUCCGUGGCCAUAUCCAGGAGAUCGUCCUCAAGAGCUGCGGUUACGUCAGGAUCUCAUUGCCAAAGACGGACGCCGCAGGAUACAGUCAGUGUUCGGCAGUCUGGCACCACAAAACCGCCGUGGAUAAGGGCCUACUCCGACGCAGAUCGCAGUUCGAGAGACCUUUGCGUUCGACUUCAGACGAGGAGGUCGGUGCACUUGCCAUUCAACAGGGCAACCGUCUCGCGGGCAAGGAAUGCGAUGACGACCAUCCUCGACGAGUCAUGCUGAGUUCGUGCACGCCGAAUGGUGAUCAAUACCCUUGGCUGGGUAAGCUCACUCAAUGUGUCCAUCCGAUUGAGAAAAGAGUGCUAGAAGAAGCGUGGAACAUGACCUUUGGUUGGGGCGAUGAUCUCGAGCGGUUCGGUGCCGUGGAAGAUGGUUUCUUUGAAGGAGGGACUGGACGGUUCAGCGGUGUCAUUGAGAAGGAUUCCGACUUCGACGAAGCAGAACACGAGUGAUUGUCCUCGUCUGCAGGCUUGGGGAUGCACGAGUCUGACUGUCUCAGUGAGGCACAUUGUAUUGGACAUGAGAAAAGGCCUGUGUGAGCGACCUAGGCGUUGUAUGAGUGACUAAUGCUUGGAUCCACACGAAUGGAGUCGUCGUUGAUGUUGGCUUGUGGUGGCAUGCGGCACGCGGUAAUUCAGAUGGAUUGAAUCUUGUGUAUGCUAUGAUACCAUGGGGAUGAACUACCACGGCAGAAAAGUGUUUCGAGUGCAUUUCUUAUGUAGUUGAUAUGGAAAGCCAGCAAAGCAGAGAUACCCAAAU
Molecule: messenger RNA, 4517 nt
Organism: Exophiala xenobiotica
Lineage: Eukaryota; Fungi; Ascomycota; Eurotiomycetes; Chaetothyriales; Herpotrichiellaceae
Exons: 1
Coding region: 155-4210 (1351 amino acids)
Source: RefSeq, a predicted model, not a curated record